Molecule: messenger RNA, 2543 nt
Organism: Perognathus longimembris pacificus (Pacific pocket mouse)
Lineage: Eukaryota; Metazoa; Chordata; Mammalia; Rodentia; Heteromyidae
Gene: Slc38a3
Product: solute carrier family 38 member 3
Exons: 16
Coding region: 191-1705 (504 amino acids)
Biological process (GO): amino acid transmembrane transport; L-glutamine transport; asparagine transport
Molecular function (GO): L-asparagine transmembrane transporter activity; L-glutamine transmembrane transporter activity; L-histidine transmembrane transporter activity
Source: RefSeq, a predicted model, not a curated record
CGGGGCGUGGCCGGGAGCCCUUCAUCCCCAGCCGCCGCUGCUGCCGUCUCUGUUCUCAGCCUUGGGCUUCGCCAGGAACACGGUGGACCCGGACCGGAGCGCAGCGCCCCGCGCCUGCCCACCCACGAGGCCAGACACCCGCGUGACUGUUGGUGUGAAAGCAAGAACUCCAGAUUGUGGUCCCCAAGGCAUGGACGCACCUUUGCAGACAGAGAUGGUAGAGCUGGUACCCAACGGCAAACACUUGGAGGGGCUGCUUCCCGUCGGCAUGCCCGCCACAGACAACGAGAGGAUGGAAGAUUCCAGAAGGAGCUGUGUAGAAGGCAAGAGCUUCUUACAGAAAAGCCCCAGCAAGGAGCCCCACUUUACUGAUUUCGAGGGCAAGACAUCAUUUGGGAUGUCAGUGUUCAACCUCAGCAACGCCAUAAUGGGCAGCGGCAUCCUGGGGCUGGCCUACGCCAUGGCCAACACAGGCAUCAUUCUUUUCCUGUUCCUGUUGACAGCCGUCGCCCUGCUUUCUAGCUACUCCAUCCAUUUGCUCCUUAAGUCCUCCGGGAUUGUGGGCAUCCGUGCCUAUGAGCAGCUGGGCUACCGUGCCUUCGGGACCCCGGGAAAGCUGGCGGCAGCCCUAGCCAUCACACUCCAGAACAUCGGAGCCAUGUCCAGCUAUCUGUACAUCAUCAAGUCUGAGCUGCCUCUUGUCAUACAGACCUUCUUGAACCUGGAAGAGCAGACCUCAGUCUGGUACAUGAAUGGCAACUACCUGGUGAUCCUGGUCUCCUCCACGAUCAUUCUGCCCCUGGCGCUGAUGCGUCAGCUUGGUUACCUCGGCUACUCCAGCGGCUUCUCUCUCAGCUGCAUGGUGUUCUUCCUCAUUGCAGUCAUCUACAAAAAGUUCCAAGUGCCCUGUCCUCUGCCCACCGCCUUGAACAAUGGCACCGGCAACUUCAGCCACGUGGAGGCCAUGGAGGAAAAGGCACAGCUGCCGGGAGACCUGGAGGCUGCCGCCCUCUGUACCCCAAGCUACUUCACACUCAACUCACAGACAGCAUAUACCAUCCCCAUCAUGGCCUUCGCCUUCGUCUGCCACCCUGAGGUGCUACCCAUCUAUACGGAGCUCAAGGACCCUUCCAAGAAGAAGAUGCAACACAUCUCCAACCUGUCCAUUGCUGUCAUGUAUGUCAUGUAUUUCCUGGCGGCCCUCUUCGGCUACCUCACCUUCUACGACAGGGUGGAGUCAGAGCUGUUGCACACCUACAACAAAGUGGACGCGUUCGAUGUGCUCAUCUUGUGUGUGCGUGUGGCCGUGUUGACAGCCGUGACACUCACAGUGCCGAUCGUCUUGUUCCCGGUACGCCGAGCCAUCCAGCAGAUGCUGUUUCAGAACCAGGAGUUCAGCUGGCUGAGACACGUGCUCAUUGCCACCGGCCUGCUCACUUGUAUUAAUUUGCUGGUUAUUUUCGCCCCCAACAUCUUAGGCAUCUUUGGAAUUAUUGGGGCCACGUCUGCUCCGUGUCUCAUCUUCAUCUUCCCUGCCAUCUUCUACUUCCGAAUCAUACCCACUGAGAAGGAGCCUGCUAGAUCUACACCCAAAAUCCUGGCCCUUUGUUUCGCUGUGGUUGGCUUCUUGCUAAUGACCAUGAGCUUGAGCUUCAUUAUCAUUGACUGGGUCUCGGGGACCAGCCGACAUGGAGGAAACCACUAAGGAUGACGCCCAUCUCCUUCUGUCGACACAUUCUAGUACCCCUGGACCAGAAUCUCCAGCCCCUGCUCCCAUCCUGUGGCCAGGUUGUGGGGGUGGGGGGGGGAAGCAAGACUAGGGAGACAGACUCAUAAACACCAGGGCAAUGGUCCCUGCCCACAUCCUCUUCUGUGGAAGGUUUUGUUAAAGAGCCAGGAGCAAGGCCCUUAGGCCACCACCUGCUGGAAUCCUGAGCUGCAGGGGGGCUUCCUGAGCAGGGAACAGGGUGGGGUUGUGGCCUCAGAUCCCACCCCAACCCUUCAUCUCCUCCCACCCCCUCGCACAGCUGCAUACACUGAAGCAGACAGCUGGCUACUUAGGAGGUCCAGCUGCAGCCUACUGGGAUACUAGAGCUGGAACCCGGGCUGACAGUCCAACACCCCCCCCCAUUCUGCUCCACGGCCAGAGCAGUGCACCCAGAGAGCUCAUCCCCCCUACACCCACUCUUCCCAUCCCUUCCUUUUAUCCCUUCCGGCUCAUUUUAGACAACUCGGACCAAGUGGAUCUUCUUGUCCUCUUCUAUCUCCUUCGCAAGAGGGGAGCUGACCUACCCCCACAGCUAGGGCCAGGAGGUUCUGCCGAAGAUGGGGGUGUCUAGCUCCAAAAGGCACCGCUGCCCCUGUCCAGGGGAGGCUGGGACUCCCGGACUCAAUUCCUGGGUCCAUUGCUCACAUUCCACUACUCGAAGAAAGGCUGGGCCCAGAGUAUAUCCUACCCCUGGGAACCAAAGAACACCCCCCAAGACUGGGACGGGGUGGGGAGGCGGACAGCCCUCUUUUAUAAAUAUGAUACAGAAGACAAU